This is a messenger RNA of Porites lobata, 3888 nucleotides long. NCBI's taxonomy places the organism in Eukaryota, Metazoa, Cnidaria, Anthozoa, Scleractinia, Poritidae. The record is from the annotation of a GenBank genome assembly.
AUGAAAAUUAUUUUAAGUGAAAAGCCUAACCUACGCUACCAAUCAAAUGCGAGCUUUAACCCCGAUGAGGUGAGGGCCAAACUUCCUGAUCCAACUGGAAAUGAUGUUGUUGAGUUACUGAAAAAGAAGUAUCUUGAUAAGGAAUAAGUCGUUCCAAAGAUCAUUCAGCAUUGAAAUAGAGCAUUUUAUUUGUAAUGACUGUCGACUCUUUCAGGUCUGAAGUUUACAAUAAAAGAUAGUGGGCGUUACACAAGUGUUUGUUAAAUUGUUUGUGAUAUUUGCGGCCUGCGGGGAACAAGUAAGGGUGGGGUGCGGGAGGAACGAGGAAGCCCGCACGCAACCAGGGACCCGGGGAAGGGGGGGGGGGGGUACUUUAGGAAUGUAUUGGUGGGGAUGUGCCGCUGGGACCCUGGAACCCUUAACCUAUACCAGAGCUAGCUAGUUCAGCUGAAUUUUGCUACCCUCCUUUGCUAGAGUUAACUCCCCAAAUCCCCCAUAUCCUAGAGUACCUGUUUUCCAGAAACUAAUGGGGUCACUGGCACAGUCUAGCCAAAACAAAACCUUAUACCACAAUCCCUAGUCUAGAUAAAAUCUUUAACCAACUGAUCAAUCAUCCUGAAAAAUGAUACCCUAUUCUAGACUCAAACGCUCUGAUUUAUAUACCCUAUCUUAGAGUUAACUACUUGAAAACCAUACCCUUCAUAGCGGCACAUACCUAUAUAGCCCAUAUAUGGCAGUACCCCCCCCUCCCCGCUCGGGGGGAUUUACCAUGUUGAAAGAGGUGAUCCCUACGAGACUAUCGCCCUAUCAGGAAUGGUCCUACACAAGGAUAUUACUUAUCCUGUGACCUGUUCGAUAUGUUCUCCUCUGUUUUUCAAAGCACAGAUGCGCUCUGAUAUUUUGCUACAGGAGCCCGUCAAUUUGCUAUAAUUUUCGAGUCAUUUGUUUCAAUGGGACAAAACAUUUUUUUGCAGAAUUCAAAAUUGUUUAAAAAAUGUCUGCCGCUGGAAAAUUGGAAAUCUGCCAUUGCAAAGAGGUAAAUUGUCUUCUUUAUGUUAUUUCGAACAGUAAUUUCAAGUUUUCGGAAAGGUGUAAGGCAUUUUUGCGUGACCGUCACGCAACAAGGUGCUUCAAUGCGAGGCUGAAAGUGUUGCGCAAACCAGCCGAUUGCAUCCAUGUCGAGUUGACGAUCGGUUCAUUGGGGGGUUUUUAAAAGUGCUUCAGUGGCCUCAACAUGUCUGCUAGAAUCGUGCUUAUCUCUGGUUGUUCCAGCGGCAUAGGACUCGCUACCGCUGUGCUUCUCGCUAAAGAUGCCGAGAAACGCUUCAAAGUUUACGCCACCAUGAGAAAUAUGGCGAAGAAAGGACAACUGGAGGAAGAAGGGAAGGAUCAACUUGGAGACACUUUGAUUAUUAAACAGAUGGACGUGUGCAGUGAUGAAUCAGUCACGAUGGCUGUUAAAGACGUGAUGGAUACUGAAGGAAGAAUCGACAUAUUGUGUGAGUAGGAUAAAUUGAAUUAUUUAUUCGGACCACUGAUACAUAAAUUUGUGGUUAUAAAAUGCCGUGUGUUUCAUACUGACCAUCCACAAUCAUGCGAAAGUUGACUUUUCAUCUGUGUAACUUUUAAAAACUAAUUUUACUAUACAUACAUACAGAUAACCUUCAUAGUAAUUCAAACGUUAGGGUAGACGAUGAUACGGCCGAAAUUAAUUCCUAAGACAACAUCUUUGUGGGUAAAAUAAUUAAUUCAAAUUUGCGAAGAGUCACGCAAUACAACACAGGGACCACGUGGCGCAUACAGCCCCAUAGUCACGGAACGAGUCCGUAUUAAAACGCACACCCGAAAACACGUUAUGCGUUACAGCUCACAUCCACACAUGAACGAUGUAACUGAAUAGUUGAGUUUAAAAGGUAUUUCAAUCUGUUUACAGUUUUUAAGUGCGAGUAGCUACGCAUCCGUUAUUUGUGAUGUUCCGUGGUUGAGGAGGAUAUGAGAACGAGCUUUGACGACACAUAGAACGGUGGCCUGCUUCGUAGAAGAUGUUGAGCGGUCUCCCUUGGAAGGAGGCCGGCCAUGCACUGACCAUUGAAUAGAUAACUUUCCAUACUUAUGUAUCUUAUUAAUUUUCUGAGAAUUUGUGUAAAGAUUCACAUCAGUUUAGAAAUAUAUGUAUAUAUUUUUUAAUGAAGUUUUACUGUGGCUUCUUAUGUAAGGUUUAUGAGAAAUAAAUAAGAUUAAGUAACGCUGAUUUUGAUAUAUGAUGUAAAAUAUAUAAUAAUUAUAGUAAUAAUAAUAAUAAUAAUAAUAAUAAUAAUAAUAAUAGUCUUCUUCUUCUUCUUAUUAUUAUUAUUAUCAUAAAUUCAUUUUUAAGGAGGGUGAGGGGGCAGGGUGUGAGUAAUAGACUUCUUUCGUAAUGACGACCUAUUUAUAUAUUCUUUUAUAUGAAUGACAACACGCUAACGAGAUCAGAAAGGCUAAUUAUCAUACAAAUAAAAGAAUGUAAUAACAGGUCACCAUUAUGAAAGAGGUCUAUAGAUUUUGUUCACAGUCAUAAGCAGUAGACAAGGGGUGGGUGCAUUAAAGGUAUCCUUUCCACCCUAUGACCAUCUGACUUACCUUCCUAUUCUCUCUUUUUGCAGUUAACAAUGCUGGCGUUCCUCUUAUGUCAGUGUUUGAUUGCAUACCCAUGGACCUUGCCAAGGAAACAUUUGAUAUCAAUUUCUUUGGUACCCUGCGUCUGAUCCAGGCCGUGCUGCCAGGCAUGAAAGCAAGACAGAGUGGGCACAUCAUCAACAACACCAGCACCUUUGCAAUUAUAGGUACUCCCUUCUUUGAAAUCUACUGUGCAUCUAAGUUUGCUGUUGAGGGGCUGACAGAAUCAUUGGUUCCUACACUGCGGCAGUUUAACAUCAGGUAACAACAACUUCUACAAAUCACCAACCACUGCUAUUAACUGCCAAGAGUGACCAACAUCAAUUUUCACCUAACAAUAUUCAUACGUCAUGAAAAGAAAAAGUCAUGAGAAUUAAUAACACGAUUACCAAAGAGAAAAUGCUUUGAUCCUUUAUGAAUUUCUCUCAGCUAGCAGUCGAUAUGGUUGGGGCACUUUGCAGUCAUUUUCCUUCCCAAUGUUGUUCUGCAAGAUUUGGUGAGUUAGCUGCAAUAAAUAACAUUGGGAGAACGAAGAGAAGGGCCGGAAGUAAAAAAAAAAAACGACGUUGGGCGGAAGUGUCCCAACUAUUUUUGUCUAAGACUGUAGUUCUAUAAGGAAAUAUAUGGAAAUCAGUCUGGAGAAUUUGUAUCUAGAUAUUGGGCUUAAACCAGUUGCUAUCAACAUUCUUUACUUAUUAGACCCAAUGGGGAUUAAAUAAGGAAAUGAUAACCCCUGUAUUCUUAUUCUUCACUGCAAAAAUCGUAGCCAUUUUUACCAGUACCAACUUGCUAUUCCUCCAAGCCAGCACUCACCUUAUCAUUUAAGUGAACCUAUGGUGUUAUUAGCUAUAUAGAGCUUUGAAGAAAACUCUCAUGCAGUGUUUCUUUUAAAUUAAAAGGUGCACCCUUCUGGAACCAGGCCCUGUCAGCUCAGCGGUUGGCGAAUGCAACGCUGAAAGAACAAAGAACAUUGAUCUAACAACCGCUGACCAGAAGACCCGCGAUAUCUGGCAAGGAUUGCUGGGAAGGAUAGGUGGGAUUUUUGAAGAAAAAGUAGUUCUGUCACCUUUAGAAGUUGCAGACUCCGUGCGAGAAAUCAUUCUUAGCGAAAAUACCAAUUUCCGUUUUCAGCCGAGUAAAGAGUUUUAUUCUGAGGAAAUUGCUGCUAGAUUUGCAGAUGCGACGGGGUAUAAAUCAGUGGAUCUAAUAAGCCAAAAAUUCUGUCCAGAAUAA